AUGAAGUUUCUGCUGAUACUUUCUUUCGUGACCUUGUCGGUCUCCGCUGGAUUUCUCGUGAGGCGGGAUGUGCAAACCAUCCAGACUGUGAUUCAGGGAAUCGGUACAAAAUUGACGAAACUCGACGCCUCCAUCAAGGCGUUUGACGGAAAGGACUUCAAUACGUUGGCCACUGACGCUCUUGGACUAAGCGACAUGCUGAAACAGGGCACCCAGAAGAUCCAAGCAUCUCAACCCAUAACCAUCAACGAGGCGCUUACUCUCCAACAAACACUAGCGCCCAUUCAGGAUCAGGGCAACACUCUUGUAGCUGACAUCGUUGCGAAGAAGCCUACGUUUGAAGCUGCUGGGCUCUGCGAUGUUAUCGGCUCUCAGACAAAAGACUUCGGUGCCACAGCGCAGGCUUUGGUCGAUGCGACUGUGUCCAAGCUCCCAGCCGCCAUUCAAGGAAUCGCUCAAGGACAGGUGGGUACCUUUACAGCCUCGUUCGACCAGACAGCGGCUGCUUUCGCACCUGGAAACUGCACCAACGCCGUGGCUGCACAGGCCACAGGAUCAAAUGCUACAGCAUCUGCACUAAGCAAGAUGUAG
Molecule: messenger RNA, 591 nt
Organism: Pseudomassariella vexata
Lineage: Eukaryota; Fungi; Ascomycota; Sordariomycetes; Amphisphaeriales; Pseudomassariaceae
Product: hydrophobic surface binding protein A-domain-containing protein
Exons: 3
Coding region: 1-591 (196 amino acids)
Cellular component (GO): extracellular region
Source: RefSeq, a predicted model, not a curated record